UUGUCUAAGACCCUAGACAGCAGAUUCUUGUAGUAAAUGUUGCUCAGGGUUAUGCUUGUGUUUGUAAUUCAAAGUUAUAAUGCUGUUAAUUUAGAAUCUUGGUAAAGAAUUACGACAAGCCUUACGGAGGUUGACUUUGUUACUAUUAGUGAAGUGAUGUUUGAUCUUAACUACACUAAUUUGUUGCCAUGUGAGUUAAAAACAAAAAACAAAAAUAAAAAAAUAAAAAAUAAAAAAAACAAAACAAAACAAAUUCAAUUCGUAGAAAUAGUUUUAAAGAUUUUAAAAGCAUCCGUCCCCACAACACACCUACCGUCCCACAAUAGUCCACAUUCUACUGAUCUUAAAGCGAAGUAAAAAUGGUAUUGUGUUUCCUUAAACAGAAACUUGGAAACCAAUGCCAUUGACUCCAUUUAUUUGGACACUAGUGAGUGAAGAUGAACACAUGCAGAUAUUGAAUGAACUCACCAACCUUCUUCAAGUCUGAGUUCAUUUCUCUAUAUUUGACCAAGUUAAAGUUCCUCCAUGUCACCAUUAGGUUUUUGCAGCUUUCAAGCGGUAAAAUGGUGAAAAACAUAUCCACAAAUGAUGAGAAGAAGCCUUCCUUCUUCCGGAUUCUUGUUGCCGGUUACAACACUGAGUAUUUGCAUAUCCCCAGAGACUUCUUGAAACAUAUACAGAAAGACCUGUCCGAGAGAGCAUUUUUUACGCUGACCGAUUCCUUGGAUUGUUCAUGGAGUGUCAAAGUGAGUGGAACGACAAUGGGUGCUGUGCGUUUCACAGAUGGCUGGCAGGAGUUCUUGAGGGAUAAUUCCUUGGGUCACGGCAACUUUGUAGUAUUCAUCUAUGAUGGGAGGAUGAAGUUCAGCAUAAGGGUAUAUGGCACAAACGCGUGUGAGCGAGAAGUCGGUUCUACCAAGAUUGGAUCAACUAAUCAGAAUUCCACCUUUGCUGACACUACUAAAAUGCCUAGUGGUAGUGGUGGACAAAGAAAGUGCGAUGGGAGCUCGUCUAAGCGUCCUCAUCCAUCGAGCUCUUGCAGCAACGAUGAUUCAGGUGAAAACCUUUGUGAACCCAAAGAAGAUGACGAAGACAGCACAUCUAACGAUUGGGACGAUGACGAAGACAACACAUCUGAUGAGGAUUCGGAAGAUGACACAUCUGAGGAGGAUAUGGAAGCUGCAGCUGAGCCUGAGUCUUUCAAAUCAAAAUUCCCUCAUUUUAAAAGCGUUAUAAGAACGUCAAGUAAUGUGUACGUCCCUGCGGCCUUCUCUAGGAAGCAUUUUUCUAAACAAAAACAAUUCAAGAUUUUCAUGAAAAAUGCAGAGGAAAAAACAUGGGCUGUGAACGUUGUCCAUUUGAACACAUCACACUCCUUUUCUGCCGGGUGGUCUCGGUUCGCAUCUUCUAACCAAAUUGGUAUCGGCGAUACUUGCAUAUUUGAGCUUUUGAGCAGCAACGAGAUGAAGGUUCGCAUUAUCCACAAGGCAUCAGUUUGAAGCUAUAUUAAUAGUAGGGUAAUUUAAGUGGUGAGCUUUAGCUAGCCUUGUAGUUUCUCUCCUCGCCGGUCGCCACUCGUAGUUGUAUUUCGGAUUAAGAGUUGGAUAGUGGUGCAAAUUGUUUUGUACUAUCUAAUCAUAAUUUUUACUUUUAAAUCUUAAGAGUUAUCGGUA
Pyrus x bretschneideri (Chinese white pear) is the source of this 1673-nucleotide messenger RNA. RefSeq names its product B3 domain-containing protein At5g18000-like. Gene Ontology annotation, molecular function: DNA binding. The record is from RefSeq and is a predicted model, not a curated record. The transcript is spliced from 4 exons. The coding region runs from base 459 to 1499 and encodes 346 amino acids. NCBI's taxonomy places the organism in Eukaryota, Viridiplantae, Streptophyta, Magnoliopsida, Rosales, Rosaceae.